This is a messenger RNA of Penicillium taxi, 480 nucleotides long. RefSeq lists its product as uncharacterized. The transcript is spliced from 2 exons. The record is from RefSeq and is a predicted model, not a curated record. Bases 1 to 480 code for a protein of 159 amino acids. NCBI's taxonomy places the organism in Eukaryota, Fungi, Ascomycota, Eurotiomycetes, Eurotiales, Aspergillaceae.
AUGAACUUGCGCCUAACAUGGCGCCAUAGUUCUGAAAGAGAGCGUCGAAAUACGGCAGCUCUGAUGAAGACUAGAAACCCGGAAACCCCAUUGGAGGAGAGACCCAAAAUACAGCAGAAAAUUCAUCCGAAUCCCCCGGGUCUGUUUAUUCAGGACAGACCUUCGCAUACCACCAAAAUAAGCCAAAGCUUCUCAACUACACUGCUCCACGACUCAGGCAUUGAUUCAGGACAUGGACAAAGGUUGAGAUGGACGGCACUGCCGACCAAGUCUGAUAGUUCAGAUGAUGCCGACGCCAAAGUGAAGGUCAAUACCAGGGCAACUGUCUCUGGUCCUCGUGUUAAGCACCUCGUUUAUCUGCCCGCGCGGCUGAUCGACAUGACUGACGCUCAGCCGUCUGAGGAAACCUUCAAUGAGCAAGAGAUUAUACACAUUUUGAAGCGCAGUGAGAAAAGUCUGGCAAGGCUGUUUUUCUUUUAA